Molecule: messenger RNA, 1068 nt
Organism: Cantharellus anzutake
Lineage: Eukaryota; Fungi; Basidiomycota; Agaricomycetes; Cantharellales; Hydnaceae
Exons: 8
Coding region: 1-1068 (355 amino acids)
Cellular component (GO): plasma membrane
Source: RefSeq, a predicted model, not a curated record
AUGUCCAACAGCUCUCCAACUCAGCUCAAACGCUCCUCUUCUCAUCCAGAGUCUCUACGUUCAAACAUCGCAAGCGACGACUCAGGUGACCGUCAGGUAACGGACGACGCUUCACAACUGAGACGCAGGGCUCACUAUCCGAGUAGAGUGAUCACAAUUCAGCCUCUCAGGAGAGAAGACAUGCAGGUACCACACGCCCAAGAUCUGGGUGCUGAGAACGUUCAACAUGGUGUGUACGGGACGCUCAUAAGUGCCCUUGGGGAGUGCAUCGGGUUCUGUGGCGCCUUUCCAUGCUGCCCCUUGCCCAAUCCAUAUCGCGAAGUGCGACAGGAAUCUCAUUCUACUUUCCUCUUAGCCGUGGAUCCUGGUCUCGUUUAUGUGAAUGCAUGUGCGGAAUCAUUAAGCGUUGUGGACGUCAAAAUUCAAAUCAUAAGCAUCGGGCGCCAGACGGUCAUAACGCGAGACAACGUUAACGUUGACAUUGAUUCUGUCAUUUACUUCCAAAUUACAAAUCCAUAUCGAGCAGCCUUUGGGAUUACUGAUCUCCGUCAAGCCCUAGUGGAACGUGCACAAACAACUCUCCGUCACGUUGUCGGCGCACGCACCGUUCAAAGUGUGGUGGUAGAGCGAGAGGCCAUCGCUCUUGAAAUUGACUCCAUAUUGUCAGAGAUAGGCGACAGGUGGGGCGUUACUAUUGAAGGAAUACUCAUCAAGGAUAUCAUCUUCUCCCCCGAAGUAUCCGCCUCUCUCUCAUCCGCUGCACAACAAAAGCGCAUGGGAGAAGCCAAGGUCAUUGCGGCACGCGCGGAGGUUGACGCUGCGCGUCUCAUGCGCCAAGCUGCCGAUAUCCUCGCCUCGCCGGCCGCUAUGCAAAUCCGCCAGCUUGAAGCAUUCCAGUCAAUGGCAAAGACUUCCAAUUCUAAGGUCAUAUUUGUCCCUAUGGCAUUGCAGUCCGAUGUGGCUCGAUUAGCAGCAGGCGAGGGAGAAGGAUCAAGCUCGGGUGGUGGAACUACUGCUGCUGGAACGACCUUUUCCGCAGGGAUGAUCAAUUCAGUGGCGCAAAUGUAG